Fusarium fujikuroi IMI 58289 is the source of this 885-nucleotide messenger RNA. RefSeq lists its product as uncharacterized. Bases 1 to 885 code for a protein of 294 amino acids. The record is from RefSeq and is a predicted model, not a curated record. The transcript has a single exon. NCBI's taxonomy places the organism in Eukaryota, Fungi, Ascomycota, Sordariomycetes, Hypocreales, Nectriaceae.
AUGACAACCUCACAGGAUUAUGAUCAGACAGAUGAGCCGCUCUUGGUCUUCGAAACACCGUUGGAGCACCAGGUCAUCGGUGAAGAUGACACUGUACGAACUGAAAAUGCCUCGAUGAGUGACUGGGAGAGACGCAACAUCAUUGAGCGCACCAGCGGCAGCAUCCAUACUCGCGUUGAAUUGCUAUCCGUCAUUCAUGGAUCCUACAACGAAGGAGGAGACAAAGCCACGCUGAUGGUCUUCCGUUUCCGCUUUGACCCCCAGAAGAGCUCACGAAGAGUCAUCCGAGCCAAAGUCGAAAUCGAGUUCUCUACCACGGACGAUUCGUAUCUCGAGGUAGAUGCCAUCGCGCCUGAGGAACGCUGGACAGUGGUACCGACCACCGACACCGAGACGACAACACGCAGUGGCCAGUUAAACCUAGGUGCUUCAGGCGUACCAUUCCUCGAGGCCGGUGCUUCAGCAAGCUUGGAGAAGUCGUACACCAGGGAUGUCAGUGGCGCAACCACAAUUACAGGCAGCAUCAACCUCGGCAGCGGGAAGAACUCGGGCGAUUCUACAGUAGCAGCGUGGAAUCUGCAGGAGAACGAGCGCCGUAAGACGGGCGUGCCGGAUUCAGUAACGACUGCGAUUCUGGUGCGACGAGCUGGCGAUGAGCGCUUUAACGCUGAGGUUACACUGCAAGCUGACGUUGACUGGGUCACUGGGUGGGAACGCAGGCUUUCGAAGAUUCCAUUGGAUGAUCCGAUUCUUUUCAAUCCCAGAGAGACAGGGGGGUCUGGCAAGAAGGGGAGGUCUUACGGUGCCAAAGACUUGGCGAGUGUUGAUUUGAACGAAUUGUGUAAAGUGAGGAUGGCAGUUGAGGCACCAUUUGCCGUUAAAUAA